UCACAUGUGUCUCUAUCCAAUCAGAUUCCCUAGGAGGAGUCUGUAAUGCUUCUGCAGUACAAUCCUUUUCACAAAAUAAAAUAUCCAGCUACGUAGUCGUGUAGGAUCGCUGUUAAAUGAAUGUGUAAUUGUUGUUACAAUGUAUCGUCUCUGUAUAGAUAUGUUGUUUACAUUGACAGAGUAAUAGUCAGGCGGCACAGGGGUCGAUCGUAUGCAGUAUUCGCAUAAUGCUUCCAAUGCCUAGUGUCGAUGGGGACAUUUUUGACUGUGUUCAACGAGGGAACGUUGAACAUUGUGCAUAUAUCAUUCAACAUGAUCGAUCUAUCCUCAAAGAGAAAGGUUGGGGUGGUUUUAGUCCUCUCCACUUUGCGUCCCUACAUGGUAACCGUGCCAUGGUUGACAUGUUGCUAAGCAACGGAGCUGACCCCAACCUGACCUGUGAUGCAGGAAUGACGGCCUUCCAUUUCGCCUGCAGGCAUGGUAAUGUAUACGUGAUGCACCAGAUGAUGCAGCAUGGAGCUGACCUGCGCAUGGUAGACCAUCAGGGAAAAACCGCCCUACACCAUGGAGUAUGUGGAGGGAACAUUGUAGCGAUGCAGUACCUGUGGGAGACAGGAAUGUUUAGGUGGUGUGAUGGAGACAUGUACGAUGUUACACCUCUACACCUGGCUGCUGAUACUGGCAACACUGAGGUGGUCCGUUACCUGCUCCGAGGAAAGAGGUGUAUGGUGGAGACUGUGGAUGAGGAUGGGUUGACAGCGGUCCAUGUGGCAGCUGAGAGGGGCUGUGUAGAGGUGUGUUGGACGCUGUUACAGAGAUCCGGCUUCAGGAUGCUACACUUGAAGACCUAUAGCGGACACACGCCUCUGGACCUCUGCAGGCAGGGAAAGACAUUCAGACACUUGCAGCUGACCAAACUACUGACCCGCUACAUGAGGGAGCCACCAUUCAACAAACCUGAUGAGUCCCACCUUCUUUACUACUGGACGUUAUUCUUCCCAUGUCUGAUUGGAGGAGCUAUUCUGAUUAUCGCAACAAUGUUGGGGGGCUACGGAGGGAUAACGUGCGCCGUGCUCUUCCCCUGGCUGGCCAGGAGUAUAUUUUCCCAGUUCCACCGCAUGACGACCUACCAGAGGUUGGCCAACCCCGUCUACCUAGGGACUGUGAUAGCUGGAUUGUUCCACUCUCUAGUCUGCUUCUACUACAGAAUACUACCGCCUAGCUUGUGGGGUGAUGGUGUUCUGGGUCAUGUGUCGCUGGUCCAGUUCUCUGUGGUUCUGGUCUUGUUCUGGAUGGUUCUAACCCAGGAUCCUGGAGAGUUGGGACCGGGAGAUGCAGAUCCUCGCUACUCCUCCAUAACAGACCUGCUGGAGAACAACCAGAAUCCUCAGAGGUUCUGCAUCUACUGUGAGUUGUUCCAGCCAGACCAUACUAAACACUGUAAAUUGUGUGAUGUGUGUGUGAGGGAUUACGACCACCACUGCCUGUUCCUGAACCGCUGUGUUGGGGGUGGCAACCACCGCCUCUUCAUCAUCUUUAUCCUCUCCAUGGCCACAGCACACCUCCUUUUUGUUGCCGUGGCAACUUACCACCUGUAUGUGGUCGUGGUGUCCCUCGAGGACCAGUCAUUGGUUAGGGCAGUAGCUGCACAGUUCUGGGUGGUCUCCUUGACGAUAAUGAACGUUCUGACAAUCCUUUGGGAGGUGUGGUUGUUGACGGAACAGUUUGACGCCAUCGCCAUUGGGACUACCACCUACUUCAAACCUACCUGCGAGACUCGGCCACGGUCGCUAGGACAACGCUGGACAACGGUGCUUACAUUCCUAUUGGAGGGGAGGAGACGGUUAGAUUAUGGACUCACAGGGGACAAGAUCUCCAUAGACAUUUAGAUAAUAUGGACUCUAAAACCUAUGGUGAAAUGAAGAACAAUGUAUAUUCUGUCAGUUUUCCAUUCUUAAAACCAGCUGGAUCUUCUAGCCUGUUGAGCUAAUGCCUAGGCAUUUCCUCGGGA
Molecule: messenger RNA, 2011 nt
Organism: Salmo salar (Atlantic salmon)
Lineage: Eukaryota; Metazoa; Chordata; Actinopteri; Salmoniformes; Salmonidae
Molecular function (GO): palmitoyltransferase activity; protein binding
Source: RefSeq, a predicted model, not a curated record